Messenger RNA from Hibiscus syriacus, 1748 nucleotides. Its product is annotated as probable protein phosphatase 2C 12. Gene Ontology annotation, molecular function: protein serine/threonine phosphatase activity. The record is from RefSeq and is a predicted model, not a curated record. Gene Ontology annotation, biological process: protein dephosphorylation. The coding region runs from base 30 to 1295 and encodes 421 amino acids. The transcript has 9 exons. NCBI's taxonomy places the organism in Eukaryota, Viridiplantae, Streptophyta, Magnoliopsida, Malvales, Malvaceae.
UACUUUUGUGGUGUUUUGGAUUUGGAACAAUGUCCUCGAAAGGCCAACAUCUACCAGUGACGUUGUCUGUUCUACUGGAGCGAGAAUUGACAAAUGGAAAGAUAGAGAAACCUGAGAUUGUACAUGGACUAGCGAGCCAGACCAAGAAAGGGGAGGACUUUACGUUGCUUAAAACGGAUUGCCAAAGAACAAUGGGAGAUGGUGUCACCACAUUCUUAGUUUUUGGGCUCUUUGAUGGACACAAUGGAUCUGCUGCUGCUAUUUACACUAAAGAGAAUCUCCUUAAUAAUGUCCUAAAGGCUAUUCCGACGAAUCUUAAUACAGAUGAAUGGGCUGCUGCGCUGCCAAGGGCUUUGGUUGCUGGCUUUGUUAAAACAGAUAAAGAUUUCCAAGAGAAGGAAAAAAUAUCGGGAACAACUGUAACCUUGGUGAUAAUAGAAGGAUGGGUCAUAACAGUGGCAUCUGUUGGUGAUUCCCGGUGUAUAUUUGACUCAGCUGAUGGUGGAAUAUAUUACUUGUCAGCCGAUCAUAGGCUUGAAUGCAAUGAAGAGGAAAGGGAACGAAUAACUGCAAGUGGGGGUGAUAUUGGUCGGUUAAAUGCUGGUGCUGGUACAGAGAUUGGUCCUUUGAGAUGUUGGCCUGGAGGCUUGUGUCUUUCACGUUCCAUUGGCGAUAGGGAUGUUGGGGAGUUCAUUGUUCCUGUUCCAUAUGUAAAGCAAAUAAAGAUGUCUUCAGCUGGUGGUAGGAUGAUCAUCUCUAGCGAUGGUGUUUGGGAUGCUUUAUCGGCUGAAGCAGCUCUUGAUUGUUGUCGCGGAAUGCCGCCAGAUGCAGCAGCUGCACAGAUUGUGAAAGAUGCUUUGAAGGCUGAUGGUCUUCGAGAUGAUACAACCUGCAUUGUUAUUGAUAUCUUACCACCAAAGACGCCAGAUCCUCCUCCGACACCACCAAAAAAGCUAAUAAAACGCAUAAUGUCCUUAUUUCGCAAGAAACCUUCUGAAUCAUCUUCUCAUUCUGAUAAAAAAUCCAAGGAGCCAGAUGAGGUGGAGGAAUUAUUUGAGGAGGGAUCUGCUAUGCUUUCAAAAAGGUUGAAUACAAAAUAUCCAGUGUGCAACAUGUUUCAACUGUUCAUGUGUGCAAUCUGUCAGUUAGAUUUGAAACCUGGAGAGGGUAUUUCCGUUCAUGCUGAUUCUUCUAGUUCAGUGAAGUUACAUCAGUGGGAUGGUCCUUUCCUUUGCUCUUGUUGUCAGUUGAAGAAAGAAGCCAUGGAAGGGAAAAGACCAUCGGAAGAUAGAUAAAGCAGUGAAAGUGACUACCCAGGCCUCUCCGAUCACUUUGGGCUAUAACAAUUGUUUUGGAGGUGGUAAUUAAGGGGGAAGAUGGUGGAUUCUUACUACAGCGACUACCUUCAAAUUUCUUAUUGGAGGGCAUGGAGCUCUCUGUCCAUUUGCAACCGAGGAUUCAGAUGAAUCUAUACUCCCAAUCCAAAUAUCAGUGUUGAAAUGUGUUUAGAUUUUGCAGAACUACCUCAAGUCCUCAAGUGGUAAUAGAAAAGGAAAUUCUAAAUACAAAAUGAGAAAAGAUGGGCUGAAGGGUUUUAGUCUCGGCAAUGUCUACCGGCAUUGCCUCAGAGGUACUUCUUUGUAUUUUUUUUUAAACAUCUUUGUCCCCCAUUGUAUACCAAGCGUUUCAUUUCUUAGUAGUGUCAUAAUGUAUAGGGCGUUUGGUGAGUACAUAUGCACAUCUGCCAG